UAGUCCAGUAGCAGCGGUACGGUACAGGCCAGUUAUAAAUUGGGGUGCCCACCAAAGAGGAGCUCCUCAUCAACACACACCAAACCAAACAGAUCCAACUAGCUACAGAGUGCGAGCAAAGCCAGUGAGGGAGUGAACAAGCUAGAUGGCCAAGCAUCUCUCGCUCCUGCUGGUGGCGGCGCCGCCGCUGCUAAUGCUGCUCCUGUUCUCCUCCGUCUACGGCUCCAGCGCCGGCGGAGGGCCGAACCUGAACGCCAGCGCCGUGUCCUUCGGCCAGUCGGGCGUCGCCAGGGCCACCUGGUACGGCGCCCCCAACGGCGCCGGCCCUUACGACAACGGCGGCGCUUGCGGGUUCAAGAACGUGAACAAGUACCCGUUCAUGGCCAUGACCUCCUGCGGCAACCAGCCCCUCUUCAAGGACGGCAAGGGAUGCGGCGCAUGCUACAAGAUCAAGUGCACGAAGCACAAGGCGUGCUCCGGGCGGACGGAGACGGUGGUGAUCACGGACAUGAACUACUACCCGGUGGCGCCCUACCACUUCGACCUCAGCGGCACCGCCUUCGGCAAGCUCGCCAAGCCCGGCCGCAACGACGAGCUCAGACACGCCGGCAUCAUCGACAUCCAGUUCACCAGGGUGCCGUGCGAGUUCCCGGGGCUCAAGGUGGGCUUCCACGUGGAGGAGGGCUCCAACGCGGUGUACAUGGCGAUCCUGGUGGAGUACGAGAACGGCGACGGCGACGUGGUACAAGUAGACCUCAUGGAGUCCGGCCGCGGCGGCGGCCGGUGGACGAGGAUGAAGGAGUCGUGGGGCUCCAUCUGGCGCCUCGACUCCAACCACAGGCUCCAGGCGCCAUUCUCGCUGCGCAUCCGCAACGAGUCCGGCAAGACGCUCGUCGCCCGCAAUGUCAUCCCCUCCAACUGGCGCCCCAACACCUUCUACCGCUCCAUCGUCCAGUACAGCUAGAAUGCUAGAUCCUCCUGCAGAGCUCCAUUGAUGGAUUAGUAUCCGGUAUCCCCAUUGGUUCAUUCCGAGCUAGCUCUGGUUCAUUUGGCGGCAGUUGCAGUUGCAGUGGUGCUAUUGGGGUUUGAUUAAUUGUAAUUCUGAAGUUACAUUUUGUAUUUGUGGGAAUAAGAGGAGGCAAGCGUAGGAAAUCCCAGAUGAAAAAAGUAUAUGGGGUUUCCUACGCUCUCCCGCCCACUCUCCAUCUUGUUCUCUGCUACUACUAGUUGUAUUAAUUUGGUCUUGUUUCAGAGUUUCGUGUCGAUGCAAUGCAGCUGCAGUUGCAAUUUAUGUAACUGCAUGCUGUAUCCAUGAUCCAUUUACUGCUGCAUGUGAAAUCAUGCAUUAUCCAUUAUGUGUAUCAGACUGGGCAGGGCGUAUGUAUAAAUUAAUGUUGGCGGAUCGAA
Molecule: messenger RNA, 1407 nt
Organism: Brachypodium distachyon (stiff brome)
Lineage: Eukaryota; Viridiplantae; Streptophyta; Magnoliopsida; Poales; Poaceae
Product: expansin-B4
Exons: 4
Coding region: 146-964 (272 amino acids)
Biological process (GO): sexual reproduction
Cellular component (GO): extracellular region
Source: RefSeq, a predicted model, not a curated record